Molecule: messenger RNA, 8135 nt
Organism: Carassius gibelio (silver crucian carp)
Lineage: Eukaryota; Metazoa; Chordata; Actinopteri; Cypriniformes; Cyprinidae
Product: mucin-5AC-like
Exons: 17
Coding region: 76-7269 (2397 amino acids)
Biological process (GO): regulation of glutamate receptor signaling pathway
Source: RefSeq, a predicted model, not a curated record
AACUCCUAGAACAUCUCACACACCGAUAACACAAACUGCAAGAUUAACAGAUAUAUAAGCACACCAAGAUCACGGAUGAGGAGUAAAUGGAUCUAUGUGGCUAUCCUGGGGAUAGCAUGCAUGAUGCUUGGUGUCAAUGGGAGCAAUACAACAAGCAGUAGCAACACUACAGACAGCUGGAUAUCUUCUAACAUGACCACCAGCCUGACCCAGAUGCUACCAACCAACAUGACCACCAACCUGACCCAGACGCUACCACCCAACAUUACCACCAUCCUGACCCAGACGCAACCACCCAACAUUACCACCAACCUGACCCAGACAGACAUACCCAGCAUGACUACCAACCCAAACCAGGUUGGUCCCGUCAACAUAACAACGAACUUGACUCAAACAGGACCUACCAACAUAAGCCCAAACCUUACCCAAAUGAUUCCUCUCAACAUGACCAACCCCGUUACAAACACAUACCCUCUUAAUAUAACUACAAACCCAUCCCAAAUGGGCCCUUUCAACAUGACCACAAACUCAAAUCAGAUGAGCCCUUUUAACAUGACCACAAACCCAACCCAGAUGGGCCCUUUCAAUAUGACCACAAACCAAAUGAGUCCUUUUAACAUAACCACAAACCCAACCCAGAUGGGCCCUCUCAACAUGACCACAAACUCGAACCAGAUGAGCCCUUUUAACAUGACACCAAACCAGACGGACCCUAUCAACAUGACCACAAACCAAAUUAGUCCUUUUAACAUAACCACUAACCCAACCCAGAUGGGCCCUCUCAAUAUGACCACAAACCUGAACCAAAUGAGCUCUUUUAACAUAACCACAAACCCAACCCAGGUGGGCCCUCUCAACAUGACUACCAGCCUAACCCAGACAGGCCUUCUUAAUAUAACCACAAACCCCUCCCUGAUGGGGCCUCUCAACAUAACCACAAUCCCAAACCAGAUGAGCCCUUUUAACAUGACUACAAACCCAACCCAGGUGGGCCCUUACAACAUGACCACAACCAUUAACCAAAUGAGUCCUUUUAACAUAACCACAAACCCAAACCAAGUGGGUGUUAACAUGACUACAAACCCAACCCUGAUGGGCCCUUUCAACAUGACCACAAACACAAACCAAAUGAGUCCUUUUAACAUAACCACAAACCCAACCCAAAUGGAUCCUCUCAACAUGACCACAAACACAAACCAAAUAAGUCUUCUAAAUAUAACUACAAACCCAUCCCUGAUGGGGUCUCUCAACAUAACCACAAACCCGAACCAAACGAGCCCUUUUAACUUGACCAUGAACCCAACCCAGAUGGGCCCUCUCAAUAUGACCACAAACCCGAACCAAAUGAGCCCUUUCAACAUGACCACAAACCAAAUGAGUCCUUUUAAUAUGACCACAAACCCAACCCAGAUGGGCCCUCUCAACAUUACGACAAACCAGAACGAGAUGGGCCCUCUCAACUUGACCACCAAUCUGACUCAAACGGGCCCCUUCAACACGACUGCGAGCUUGAUCCAGACAUACCCUGCCAACAUGACUGCCAACCUGACCCAGACACACCCUCCUAAUAUAACCACCAACCAGACUCAAACACUCCCUCCCAACAUAACCACCAACCUGACCGAGACACCACCUCUCAACAUAACUGCCAGUCUGACCCAGACACCCCCUCCUAACAUAGCCAUCAACCUGACUCAAACACUCCCUCCUAACAUAACCACCAGCCUGAACCAGACACCCCCUCCCAACAUAACUGCCAACCUGACCCAGACACUCCCUCCUAUCAUAACCACCAACCAGACUCAAACACUCCCUCCCAACAUAACCACCAACCUGACCCAAACACACCCUCCCAACAUAACUGCCAGUCUGACCCAGACACCCCCUCCAAACAUAACCAUCAACCAGACUCAAACAUUCCCUCCUAACAUAACCACCAACCUGACCCAGACACCCCCUCCAAACACAACUGCCAACCUGACCCAGACACUCCCUCCUAUCAUAACCACCAACCAGACUCAAACACUCCCUCCAAACAUCACCACCAACUUGACCCAGACACUCCCUCCCAACAUAACUGCCAACCUGACCCAGACCCUCCCUCCCAACAUAACCACCAACCUGACCCAGACACCCCCUCCCAACAUAACUGCCAACCUGACCCAGACAUACCCUCCUUACAUAACCACCAACCAGACUCAAACACUCCCUCACAACAUAACUACCAACCUGGCCCAGACACUCCUUCCCAACAUUACUGCCAACCUGACCCAGACACUCCCUCCCAAUAUAACUGCCACCCUGACCCAGACACUCCCUCUCAACAUAACCACCAACCUGGCCCAGACAAUCCCUCCCAACAUAAGUACCAACCUGACCCAGACACUGCCUCCCAAUAUUACCACAAACCCGACCCAGGCAGGCCCCCUCACUGUAACAAACAUUAUAACAACAUCAGACUCUAAUACUCAGUCACCAGACAUCACUGGCAGGGAUAACUGCAGGAGGGAUAGGGCAUGUUUCUCCGCUCCACCUGCCUGUAAUCCAGGUGCAGAAGGUUCUUGCUAUUUUCUCUCCACAAGAGGAGUGAGCGGAAAUACAGAUAAUUUUACUUUUGAGCUCAGUGGCGAGACAGAUGGUUACAUUGGAGCAGGCCUCUCUCGUGACAACACUGGUCAAGGAGCCACUGUCUAUUCUUGCGCCAACAUCAAUGGUGCACUGAAGUUCUUCCGUUCCACACUGAACAAUCAAAGACUGGCUCAGGAUAACACAUUCAUCCCUGGAAGCUUCAAAGGCUCAGUCAUCGGUAGAAAGAUUCAAUGCAUUUUCAAUGCUGCAGGUCUUAGUAGCACCACCCGUUCUGCAACUACAGACACUUUUGUCUUCCUUGUAACAGGGAGCAUAUCAAAUGGUUCUCUGGAUUCUCCAGUCAGUAGACUGGCCACAAAUGGUUCAGUGGACUUAAGCAACCCUAACAGUACGGAUAUUUCCAUAAUAACACCCAGUACAAAUGCCACUGCAUCUAAUACCACAGCAACAUCAACCACCGCUGUGGCAUCUAUAAACUUGACCCAGACGAUCCCUCCAAACAUUACCACCAACCUGACUCCAACGGGCCCCCUCAACACGACUGUGAACUUGACCCAGACAUACCCUCCCAACAUGACUGCUAACCUGACCCAGACACCCCCUCCUAACAUAACCACUGACCAGACUCAAACCUUCCCUCCCAACAUAACCACCAACCUGAACCAGACACUCCCUCCCAACAUAACUGACAACUUGAACUGGACACUCCCUCCUAACAUAACCACCAACCAGACUCAGACACCCCCUCCCAACAUAACCACCAACCUGACCCAGACACUCGCUCCCAACAUAACCACCAACCUGACCCAAACACUCCCUCCUAUCAUAACCACCAACCAGACUCAAACACUCCCUCCCAACAUAACCACCAACAUGACCCAGACACCCCCUCUCAACAUAACCGCCAACCUGACUCAAACAAUACCUCCCAACAUAACCACCAACUUGACCCAGACACCCCCUCCAAACAUAACUGCCAGUCUGACCCAGACAUCCCCUCCAAACAUAACCACCAAUCUGACCCAGACACCCCCUCUCAACAUAACCACCAACCUGACUCAAACAAUCCCUCCUAACAUAACCACCAACUUGACCCAGACACUCCCUCCAAACAUAACUGCCAAUCUGACCCAGACACUCACUCCUAACAUAACCACCAACCAAACUCAAACUCACCCUCCCAACAUAACCACCAACCUGACCCAGACUCCCCCUCUCAACAUAACCACCAACCUGACUCAAACACUCCCUCCCAACAUAACCACCAAUUUUACCCAGACACCCCCUCCAAACAUAACUGCCAUUCUGACCCAGACACCCCCCCCAAACAUAACCACCAACCUGACUCAAACACUCCCUCCCAACAUAACCACCAACCUGACCCAGACACUCCCUCCAAACAUAACUGCCAACCUUACCCAGACACUCCCUCCCAACAUAAGCACCAACCUGACCCAGACACACCCUCCAAACAUAACUGCAAACCUGACCCAGACACUCCCUCCCAACAUAACCACCAACCAGACCCAAACAAGCCCUCCCAACAUAACCACCAACUUGAUCCAGACACUCCCUCCCAACAUUACUGCCAACCUGACCCAGACACGGCCUCCCAAUAUUACCACAAACCCAACCCAGACACGCCCCUUCACUGUAACCAACAUUAUAACAACAUCAGGCUCUAAUACACAGUCACCAGACAUCACUGGCAGGGAUAACUGCAGGAGGGAUAGGGCAUGUUUCUCCGCUCCACCUUCCUGUAAUCCAGGUGCAGAAGGUUCCUGCUAUUUUCUCUCCACAAGAGGAGUGAGCGGAAAUACAGAUAAUUUUACUUUUGAGCUCAGUGGCGAGACAGAUGGUUACAUUGGAGCAGGCCUCUCUCGUGACAACAGUGGUCAAGGAGCCACUGUCUAUUCUUGCGCCAAUAUCAAUGGUGCACUGAAGUUCUUCCGUUCCACACUGAACAAUCAAAGACUGGCUCAGGAUAACACAUUCAUCCCUGGAAGUUUCCGUGGUGCAGUGAAUAGAGGAAAGAUUCAGUGCAUUUUCAAUGCUGCAGGUCUCAGCAGCCUCACUCGUGCGGCAACCACAGACACUUAUGUCUUCUUUGUAACAGGCAGUGUCUCAAAUGGUUCUCUGGAUUCUCCAGUCACUAGACUGUCUACAAAUGGUUCAGUGGACUUAAGCAACCCUAACAGCACAGAUGUUUCAGUAAUAACACCCACUACAGAUUCCACCACUACAGCCCCAAACACCACCGCACCUUAUUCAUCUGUAGCAUUAAACACCACUACAGCCCCGAACACCACAGCACCUAAUUCGUCUGUAGCAUUAAACACCACUACAGCCCCGAACACCACAGUACCUAAUUCGUCUGUAGCAUUAAACACCACUACAGCCCCGAACACCACCGUACAUAAUUCCUCUGUAGCAUUAAACACAACAUCAGCCCCGAACACCACAUCAAAUACCACUGUAGCAUUAAACAUCACUACCGCUCCGAACACCACCCCAGCUAAUUCCUCUGUAGCAUUAAACAUCACUACAUCCCCGAACACCACCGCACCUAAUUCCUCUGUAGCAUUAAACACCACUACAGCCCCGAACACCACCACAUAUAAUUCCUCUGUUGCAUUAAACACCACUACAGCCCCGAACAUCACCGUACCUAAUUCCUCUGUAGCAUUAAACACGACCUCAGCCCUGAAUACCACAUCAUCUAAUUCCACUGUAGCAUUAAACACCACUACAGCCCUGAACACCACCGCACCUAAUUCCUCUGUAACAUUAAACACCACUUCAGCCCCGAAUACCACAUCAUCUAAUUCCACUGUAGCACUGAACACCACUACAGCCCCAAACACCACCACAUCUAAUUCCUCUCUAGCAUUAAACACCACUAAACCCCCGAACACCACAUCAUCUAACUCCACUGUAGCAUUAAACACCACUACAGUCCCGAACACCACCACAUCUAAUUCCUCUGUAGCAUUAAACACCACUUCAGCCCCGAAUACCACAUCAUUUAAUUCCACUGUAGCAUUAAACACCACUACAGUACCGAACACCACCACAUCUAAUUCAUCCGUAGCAUUAAACACCACUAAAGCCCCAAAUACCACAUCAUCUAAUUCCACUGUAGCAUUAAACACCACUACAGCCCCAAACACCACCACAUCUAAUUCCUUUGUAGCAAUAAACACCACUAAUGCCCCGAAUACCACAUCAUCUAAUUCCACUGUAGCAUUAAACACCACUACAGCCCCAAACACCACCACAUCUAAUUCUUCUGUAGCAUUAAAUACCACUACAGCCCCGAACACCACCACAUCUAAUUCUUCUGUAGCAUUAAACAUCACUAAAGCCCCGAACACCACCGCAUACAAUUCCUCUAUAGCCUUUAACACCACUAAAGCCCCAAAUACCACCACAUUUAAUUCCACUGUAGCCUUAAACACCACUACAGCCCCGAACACCACCGCAUCUAAUUCCACUGUAGCAUUAAACACCACUACAGCUCCGAACACCACCGCACCUAAUCUCUCUGUAGCAUUUAACACCACUAAAGCCCCAAAUACCACCACAUCUAAUUCCACUGUAGCAUUAAACACCACUACAGCCCCGAACACCACCGUACCUAAUUCCUCUGUAGCAUUUAACACCACUAAAGCCCCAAAUACCACCACAUCUAAUUCCACUGUAGCAUUCAACACCACUUCAGCCCCGAACACCACCACAUCUAAUUCCACUGUAGCAUUAAACACCACUAAACCCCCAAAUACCACAACAUCGAAUUCCUCUGUAGCAUUAAACACCACUACAGCCCCAAACACCACUGCAUCUAAUUCCUCUGUAGCAUUAAACACCACUAAAGCCCCGAACACCACCGCACCUAAUUCCACUGCAACAUCAAAUUCCACUGCAUCCUCAAAUCCCACUGCAUCUACUGCCUCUGGAGUAUCUACAGCUAAUAGUGGUACAACAAAUGAGAAAGUCACCAAGGACAACUGUAAGAAGGACAGGGCAUGUUUCUCUACUCCAGCCAACUGUGAUCCAUCGAGCUCAAGUGGCUGCAUUUUCGCCUCCACAAGAGUGGUGAAUGGAAACUCAGAUAACCUCACUUUUGAGCUCAGUGGGGAAUCAAACGGUUACAUCGCAGUUGGCCUGUCUCCAGACAAGAAGGAGGGUGAUGAUGACACCGUCUACUCUUGUGCCAAUGACAAUGGUGUGGCGAAGUUCAUUCGUGCCAGACUGAACAACUCCAUUCUGACUCCAGAUAAGACUUUUAACCCUGGAUCCUUCCGUGGCUCUGUGAACGGCACCAGGAUUCAGUGCAUUUUUGUAGCUGCAGGUCUCAGCACUAACACCCGUGCGGCAAACACAAAUACUUUCCUCUUUUUCUUUACUGGCAACUUUACAAAUGGCACUCUGGGGUCUCCAGUCACACGAAUGUCUACAAAUUCAUCGGUUGAUCUAACCAACACUAACAGCUCAGACGUUGCCAUAUUAACACCUAAUACAAACACAGAUAAUACUGCCACUACUACCGUUUCUACUACUGUGACAACUACUACUAAAGCAAAACCUGCUACUACAGCUGGGAGCAAUGCACUGCAUCAUGCUGCAUCUCAGGCUGCUCUGGUAAUUCUCUCAGGGAUCCUUGCAGUGCUCCUGUUGUAAGGAUGCUGCCGAGCACAUUUGCUUUCUGAAACUGGUCGAUGAGCACUGAACGCUUGAUGAACCCAACACCAAAGUAUAUGUUAUUCUGCAUAUUUAUAACUGUGCAAUAGUGCAACUCUGGGUACAAUGAAGAAAGGAGCUAAAAAUACGGGGAGAGGGGCAUUACAUCAUUUAUUUAAUCUGAGUGUUUGUGUGAGAGAGAUUGUGUUUAUGAAUGUUUUUUGCGAGUGUUAGUGUUUGUAUUCUGAUAAUGUGAUAACUUUUUGUCUGAGCCAUCAUGUGGCUAAAAUUAUCUAAGAGAAUUAUUUUCAAAUGUCUUAAUUUAUUUUUACUGUUGUCUCGAUCUAUUGAUUGCCUGUAAGUUCUAAAUGAAGACCUUUUUUUUUUUUUAUGCAUAAUAAAAUGUUCAAGUACAAAGAAAACAAACAAAAAAAACUGGUAGAUCAGUGUUUGGACUAAGGGUUAAAGUGAGAAAGAACAAAGCUAAAUCCACCAGCAUGCAUAGUCAGGAUAGUAAAUUAGUGAAAGACUUCCCAUAUUGUUGGUCAAAGGCUGAACGUGUAAUCAAGCACUAUGGUUUUUCAGAAGAAAUUUAUGACACUAGAUAGAAGUUGAAUUAGACACAACAUGGACAGGUUGUGACAUUCUCUCAUGCUCAAAAACUAUUAACACAACCACAAAUCGAUCAAAUGUGUAGGGUAGAAGUUUGUAAAUCACCAUUUAGAAAUUUACUUGAUUAAAAGUCUCAAAGUAUGUGAUAUUUAUUGUACAAAAGUUAUUUUUUUCUUCAUCUUACACACUUAAGUAUUUCCUUCAUUCUAUAUGCACUUAAGUAUAGAUAGUAAAAGUACAAGGAAAUGGAAAAU